UAAGGGCGUGGUCGUGGGGAGCGAGGUUCCAUCUCGCGUUCGCGUUCGCUGGCGUGCAUCUUUAUCGCUCCACUUACCCUUUGUCGACCGGCGCGUGGGGCGCAUUCUUCAGCUGUUGGCACCGCGGCCGGGCGCAAUGAGGCGGGCGGCAAUGCGGCUUGGCGCCUUGAGCAAGGGGCUGCUCACUCCUGGCAGAGGACUGACUCAAGGCUCUCAGGACCCUAGGAAGCAGGGAAUCUUGCAUAUUCGUGAAGCAUGUUCAUCUAUACAUGUGAAUCAUGUUCGAGAUAAGUUGCGGGAGAUUGUAGGAGUAUCCACAAACUGGAGAGACCAUGUGAAAGCGAUGGAGGAGAGAAAGCUCCUUCACAGCUGUCUGGCGGACUCGCAGCAGGGCCUGCAGCCCAGGAGGAUGAAGGACAGUUACAUUGAAGUUCUCUUGCCUUUGGGCAGCGAGCCUGAAUUACGAGAGAAAUAUUUGACUGUUCAAAACACUGUAAGAUUUGGCAGGAUUCUUGAGGACCUUGACAGCUUAGGAGUUCUCAUUUGUUAUAUGCACACCAAAAUUCCUUCAGCUAAGAUGUCUCCUUUAUCAAUAGUUACAGCCCUGGUGGACAAGAUUGAUUUGUGCAAGAAGAGCUUAAGCCCGGAACAGGACAUUAAGUUCAGUGGACACGUUAGCUGGGUAGGGAAGACAUCAAUGGAAGUGAAGAUGGAAAUGUUCCAGUUGCAUGGUAAUGAGUUUUGUCCUGUUUUGGGCGCAACAUUUGUGAUGGUGGCUCGUGAUUCUGAAAAUAAAGGGCCAGCAUUUGUAAAUCCGCUCAUCACUGAAAGCCCAGAGGAAGAAGAACUCUUUAGACAAGGAGAAGUGAACAAGGGGAGAAGGAUUGCCUUUAGCUCCACGUCAUUGCUGAAAAUGGCUCCCAGCGCUGAAGAGAGGACUACCAUACAUGAGAUGUUUCUUAACACACUGGAUCCAAAGACAAUAAGUUUUCAGAGUCGUGUUUUGCCCCCUAAUGCAGUAUGGAUGGAGAAUUCAAAACUGAAAAGCUUGGAAAUUUGCCACCCUCAGCAGCGGAACAUUUUCAAUCGAAUCUUUGGUGGUUUCCUUAUGAGAAAAGCAUAUGAACUUGCGUGGGCUACUGCUUGCAGUUUUGGUGGUUCCAGACCAUUUGUGGUGGCAGUGGAUGAUAUCAUGUUUCAGAAACCGGUUGAAAUUGGCUCACUGCUGUUUCUGUCUUCACAGGUGUGCUUUACUCAGAACAACUACAUCCAAGUGAGAGUGCACAGUGAAGUGUCCUCUCUCCAGAAUAAAGAGCACAUGACCACCAAUGUCUUUCAUUUCACAUUCAUGUCAGAAAAAGAAGUGCCCUUGGUUUUCCCCAAAACGUACGGAGAGUCCAUGUUGUAUUUAGACGGGCAGCGGCAUUUCAGUUCCACGAGCGUGCCGGUGACCUUGAGGAAAGACCACGUUGUGGAGCCCUAGGAAAACCUCAGUGAGGACCAGCACUCCGCCUGCAGUGUCGUCAUGGCAGAUGAAGGCCUGAUCAAGUGUAUUGGUUUUAGUGUUGCUUCUUAUCCUCCAUAGAGGAGGAGAAUGUAUUUAGCUUUUAGGAUAAUCAGAAAAGCAGAGUGAAAGAGUAGAUGGGACUGAGAGGACAGAGUUUUUAAACAAUAAAUACCUUGAAAAAUUUUUUUAAUUGUGACCUCUCCAUGUUGCCUCUUGUCUGCUAAAGGAAUUAGGGCAAAAUGCUUUUUUUUUUUUUUACACAGAUGUUGCAUUUUUAUACACAUACAACUAUCCUUAUAUAAGGUUUCCUACUAGGGUAUUUGAGUAACUUUUUUUGAGAUUGAUUGAUUUGAGAGGCAGAGUAAUGGAAAUAAGGAGGAAAGGAUUGAGGGAGGGAGGUGGAGACAAAGAGAGAGAGAGAGAGAGAGAGAGAGUUAUCGAUCUUUCUGUUGGUUUAACUCCAAAUGGCCACAAAAGCCCAAGGCUAGGCUAAGCUAAGCUAAAGCCGGAAGCCCAGAACUAAAUCCACCUUUCCUAUAUGGGUAGUAGGUGCCAUUUUCCACUGCUUUUCCAGGCAUAUUAGCAGGGGAAAUAUCAUUUUCCACUGCUUUCCCAGGCAUAUCAGCAGGGGCUGAAUCAGAAGUGGAGCAGCCAGGACUUGAACUGGUGCUCAUAUGGGAUGCUGGUAUUGCAGGUAGUGGCUUAACCUGUUGUGCCACAAAGCUGGCCCCUAAGGAGCAGGGGUUUGGUGCAGUGGCUAUGAUACCACCUGAGGGGCCUGUGCUGUGGCAUAGUGGGUAGAGCUGCUGCCUCCAGUGCCGACAUCCCAUAUGAGCAUCGGUUUGAAUCCCGGCUGCUCCACCUUCAAUCCAGCUCUCUGCUAUGGCCUGGGAAAGCAGUAGAAGAUGGCCCAAGUCCUUGGGCCCCUGCACCUGCAUGGGAGACCCAGAAGAAGCUCCUGGCUUUGGAUUGGCACAGCUCCAGCCAUUGUGGCCAAUUCGGGAGUGAACCAGAGGUUGGAGGACCUCUCUCUCUCUCUGCCUCUCCUCUGUGUAACUUUGACUUUGAAAUAAAUAAAUCUUAAAAAAAAAAAAAAACCAUGGCACCUGAGAUGCUUGCAUCCCAUACCAGAGUGCCUUGGUUCAAGUCGUGGCUCAGAUUUUGGUUCUGGCCUCCUGCUAAUGUACACCCUGGGAGGCAGAAGAUGAUGGCUGAAGUGCUUGGGCCACGUGGGAGACCUGGGUUGAGUCCCUGCCUUCGGCCUGGUCCAGCCCUGGCUAUUGCUGGCAAUUGAGAACUGAACCAGCAUAUGCAAUCAGUUUCUGUCUCUGUCUCUUUCUCUGUCUCUUUGCUUUUGAAAUAAAAGUAAUAAAAGUAAAUAACACUUUUAAACAUUUCCUUUCAAAAAAAACAAUAAUAGUAGCUGCUUGUGCUUAUGGAGCACAUGCUGUGUGCUAGGUAAGCAUGCCCUUACCACCUGAUAUGAAUUAGCUAAUGCAGUUCCGUCUAACACUGUGUGGCGCUCAGGAAGCCGAAGCAUAGAAAGAUGAGUAACUUGCUCAAGGUUCAUGGACUCAGAAGUGGUGAUGUUGGGAUUCAGAACUAGGCAGCGUGGGUCCAGGGUACUCUUAACUGGUGCACUAUACUGCUUUCAGGGAGUUUGUACCUCAUCAAAGUGUCACCCAGAAACCUAAAAGGAGGCAUUCCUACUAAUCUGCAGCUAAGACAGAUGGGAGGGGAACUUGAAUCAAGUUCAGAAAAGAAAACAAAAGCUGCAUGGAGGAGAACCGUGAUCUCUGAAAAAGGCACUAUCUUCUGUAGUCUGGAUUCUAGAGCAGCAGUUACAAACGUGGCUCUGCCAUGGGAUUAGCUGGGAUGUGUUUAGAAAUACAUUUUAUGUAAUACUGAUUGAAGUCACAGUAUCCACAAGCACCUCUGACCUAGUCAUGGGAUCAAAAACAACUGUCUCUUGGAGGCAUGCAUAUUAGCUCAUGGAAUCAAGCAGUGCUGUACUGUCAAGUAGCUUGGCUUUCCAUGUUGUACUACUAUCCUGAGAUUGACCUGAUCCUUCAAGACAGUAUUUCUCACAUCAGCUUAGGAGGUGGUGAGGCUAGGUGGCUAAUGGGUUUUGUUACUUGAAGAGUUUUGUUAAUGUGUUAAGUGGAAUACAGUAUGUAGAGACCUAUUGCAUGCUACUGUAUACAUUAUAUAUUAAACCAUUUGUUGCUGUACAGUGAGCCUUUUUCUAGAAUUUUUUU
Messenger RNA from Lepus europaeus (European hare), 3765 nucleotides. It is a transcript of the gene ACOT9, whose product is annotated as acyl-CoA thioesterase 9. Gene Ontology annotation, biological process: acyl-CoA metabolic process. Gene Ontology annotation, cellular component: mitochondrion. The transcript has 16 exons. Lineage: Eukaryota; Metazoa; Chordata; Mammalia; Lagomorpha; Leporidae. The record is from RefSeq and is a predicted model, not a curated record. Gene Ontology annotation, molecular function: fatty acyl-CoA hydrolase activity. The coding region runs from base 137 to 1483 and encodes 448 amino acids.